UUUAAAGCAUUGAUUCAGUUUUAGUACAGAAGGCAAACAAUAAACACCGUUCAUUUUGACUAGGAGUUUAUACUCUGGGUCCGGAUUUAUAAUCAAAAUGUCUAGCAUGGAUAUGGAAUUUGACGACGAGGACUCAAUAACUUUCCAGAGUCAACCAAUGGGAGAGGAUUUAAUUCCUCAAACCAAGCCGUUGACAUAUGAUAUGGUUCCGAACUCGGCUGGUGGAUAUUCAUAUGAGGUCAACGACGAGACACGUUUACUGAGAUAUCUUUGUUUAGGAACAGAGGGAGGGUCUUACUAUGUGACUGGUCCAGUUUUAAAAAGAGAAAACAUACAGUGUAUUGAUAGACUGAUCAUGAAUGGGAAAGGUCCAGAGGCAGUAAAACUGAUAAGAGACGUGAGCGUAAAUGGUAGAGCCUGCAAACAAACACCAACUUUAAACGCUUUAGCCAUAUGUGCAAGAUCCAACGACCCAAAAACUAAAGCAGCUGCCUAUAGCAUAUUGCUCGAUGUUUGCAGAAUACCAACCCAUCUGUUUGAAUUUGUUAACUUAUGUGAGAAGGAAAGUGCUGGUUCGGGAUGGGGAAGAGCUCAUAGAUCUGCCAUCGGUAAGUGGUAUAACCAGUUUGAAAAAGAUCCCAAAAAGCUUGCAUUACUAACAACAAAGUACAAGGCAAGACAUGGGUGGAGCCAUAAAGAUGUAAUAAGACUGGGGCAUGUGAAACCAAGAAAUAAUCCGGUUGGUUUGGUCAUCAGAUAUAUCAUCAAGAACAUGGAAGAUGCAACAUCUAUGACACAGCAUGAUAGAAACCCAGAGAUUGCACCGGUUAAAGCUUUUCUUGACGCAGUUGAACAGGCUAAAAAGUGCACCAGAUCCGACAUUGAGAAAUUGCGCGCUUUGAUUGCUGAACAUCAAUUAGUCCGAGAGCAUGUACCUACCGAUUUGCUGGAUUCCAAAGAAGUUUGGGACACGAUGCUUCGCUUGAUGCCUAUGACAGCAAUGAUACGGAACCUUGGGAAAAUGUCAAGCCUUGAGUUGCUUGAAGUUGAUUCCUUUGGUGAAAAACUUGUGACCGAAAAGCUCAAAGACACCAGUAUCUUGAAAAGGUCUCGAAUUCAUCCAUUCACCAUUCUGAUAGCAUAUAACCAGUACAAAGCAGGUCGAGGGGACAAGGGGAAACUUUCAUGGCAGGUUAAUGAUAACAUAGUUAAAGCACUUGAGAAAGCUUUCUACGAAGCUUUUAGUUUCGUACAGCCAACUGGUAAAAAAUUCUGCCUAGCAGUAGACGUGAGUGGCUCCAUGAGACAACCAGUCAUUGGUGCGUCGUCCAUUGAAGCACGCGAUGCAUCAGCAGCAAUGAUGUUAUUAACGGCUAAAACGGAGAAAGAUUAUGAAGUUGUUGCUUUCUCAAAUGAACUGACAAGAAUGGAUAUAAGAAAAGAAGACACCUUGGAGACGGCUAUUCAGAAAUGCUCUGAUCUGCCAUUCUCAAGUACCGACUGUGCCUUGCCAAUGAAAUGGGCCAUGGAACAUAAGAAGAAGUUUGAUGUAUUCGUCGUGUACACAGAUUCUGAAACGUACUACGGAAAUAUUCACCCAGCAACUGCGUUACAACAGUACAGGAACCAUACCAAGAAUCCGGAAGCGCGGUUGAUAGUGGUCGGUAUGGUAAGCAAUGGUUUUAGCAUUGCCGAUCCCAAAGAUCCGCUAAUGAUGGAUGUCAUCGGCUUUGAUACAGAAGCUCCAAAGGCUAUGAACAAUUUCGUCAGUGGUAAAUUUUAACUUUUAUAAAGUUUCUGGUCCAUUGGCAGACUAUAUUUGUUUGUUAAUAGACGUGCCAUUUUCUGAUCGAUAUCAUAUUAUGUGUUUGUUUUAUCAUGCAUCAUACUAUUUAACAUUGAAGACUUUGAAUCACAAUUUUUUCCAUCAUAUUUUGCUUAUUAAUAUAAAGAGCCAUAUUAUGGCAUAGAAAAACAAACAUUUAAUAGCUCCAUCCAAGUAAUUUUAUUCAUGACAAAUUGACAAUAACAUUUAACGAUCUUUUACUAGAUUUGACAAUAAUAUCCGACCAACAUAUACCCAAUAUUAAUGCAUACUUCUAAAGUACAUGUAUGUCAAAAUCAUUACUUUGUACGCAAUAAGGACUGUAUUCUUAAACUACCCGGAAGAGAAAGGAGGAUGAUUGUAAAUAUAUAUCUUCUUUCGGUACUGUUUUUUUUUGUUUGUUUAUCAAAUGUAUGUACAAUGAUUAUUUAAAUUGUUACAAUAAAAAUGUUAUUAAAAUAAAAGAUUUUGUUCACCG
Molecule: messenger RNA, 2303 nt
Organism: Mytilus trossulus (common blue mussel)
Lineage: Eukaryota; Metazoa; Mollusca; Bivalvia; Mytilida; Mytilidae
Product: RNA-binding protein RO60-like
Exons: 2
Coding region: 98-1783 (561 amino acids)
Cellular component (GO): ribonucleoprotein complex
Molecular function (GO): RNA binding
Source: RefSeq, a predicted model, not a curated record